Molecule: messenger RNA, 1763 nt
Organism: Silurus meridionalis
Lineage: Eukaryota; Metazoa; Chordata; Actinopteri; Siluriformes; Siluridae
Gene: stmn4
Product: stathmin-like 4
Exons: 6
Coding region: 202-768 (188 amino acids)
Biological process (GO): neuron projection development; microtubule depolymerization; regulation of microtubule polymerization or depolymerization
Cellular component (GO): cytoplasm; neuron projection
Molecular function (GO): tubulin binding
Source: RefSeq, a predicted model, not a curated record
UCCUCAGCUUGGCCAAUAGCAGUGUUGGCAGGUGAUGUCAUGCGUUAGGAGUGGUAGCGCUGCUGAUGCUGCUGUGCUCUUGUAUCCGAGGAGGUGCAGAUUCUGAGAAAAAUCAGGAGAGAGGGGGACGAGCGCUACCGAGACGGGUGGAAAAAGAACAGAUUAAGUCUCCUUGCUAGGUAAAGAAAGAAAACGAACAGCAUGACCCUGGCAGCAUAUCGAGAGAAACUGAAGGAGCUCCCUCUAGUGUCUCUAUUCUGCUCCUGCAUCAAGGCAGACCUUUCCGAGAAGCCGAGCUACAAAGCUGAAGAUGCAGUGGACCUGAACUGGUGUGAGAUCAAGGACGUGGAGGUGAUCGAGCUUAACAAGCGUGCAUCAGGCCAAGCAUUUGAAGUGAUCCUGAAGCCUCCUUCAUUUGAUGGCAUCCCUGACCUUAAUGCCUCCAUGCCACACCGCAAGGACCCCUCACUGGAGGAGAUCCAGAAAAAGCUGGAGGCUGCUGAGGAGCGACGGAAGUUCCAGGAGUCGGAGCUGCUGAAGCACUUGGCUGAGAAAAGAGAGCAUGAGAGGGAGGUUAUCCAGAAGGCCUUCGAGGAGAACAACAACUUCAUCAAGAACGCCAAGGAGAAGCUGGAGCAAAAGAUGGAGACCAACAAAGAGAAUCGUGAGGCCCUGCUGGCUGCCAUGCUGGAGAGGCUUCAGGAAAAGGACAAGCACGCAGAAGAAGUGAGGAAGAAUAAAGAGCUGAAGGAGGAAGCCUGCCGAUAAAUUAGAAGAAGAUGAAAAGCGGACUGUGUCUGGGAUGGUUAAAAAAAUAUUUAUCUAAUAAUUAGGAUGAGAGGGAGAUCAGUGAAACCAGAUAUCACUUCUCAUUAAAGCUUUUUUUUUUCAUGUCAAAAAACUAUACAUUUUUCAGACUAAAAUGAGCCAAAGUUCUAUUGUCAAAAGUUCAGGGGCACCAACCUUUUAGAAAAUCCAUAAUUUGUACAUACUGAGGUAAUGAUGGAGAAGGUAGAUGGCAAUUGAAUUAAUUAAAAAUAAUAAUAAAUAAUGCAGACAUACGUCAGAAUAUUUAAUCAAACAUUGCGGACAAGAUAACCAGAUACUGCACUUCCUAAAUGUCUAUAUACAGUGGAGGAAAAUAAAGCUUUUUUAUGAAUGCCAUCUAGCAAAGUGCAAGCUAUGCAUGUUCAUUCACUGGUCAUUUAUUUAUGAUAGAGGCACAUGUUUUCUCAAUAAAACCAAUUUAUAAGGAGUUUCCUCACACUGCCUUUUGUUGUCUGAGCCGUAUUAAAACUCGUGCUCUUGCAUUUUCAUGAGAUUUGAACCGGUUUUUAACCUGUUCACUUCUUUACAUAUUCCUUAAAUACUUUAAGCACAAUUACUAGGCACAUAAAAACUACACAAUAAAAUGUUUUUUUUUUUCAUGUUUAUACAAUAAAAUGAGAGAUGUAAAGAGAGAGCAGAUCCCAUUAAAGACAGAACGAAAGAGAGAUAUAGACGUUGUACUUCUGUUUUAACCCGAGAUGCUGCUUUAGCAUUAGUUGUGAAUGCUGCGAAUUUGUUUUGGCAUUUCUCUGUGCUGUUCAUUCGUGAUGUCAUGCCAAAGACGUUAGAAGUCAAAGUGAUGAUAUGUGCAGUGAUGAGCGUCAAUGUGAAUUGUUCAGGAAAACCCCGGUUUGCUCUUUCUUGUGGUUGUCAUUAAGAUGAUCCUAUAUCUGAUUUGGCAUGGCAGUCAGUAAAAACAUCUCUUUACUAAAUGA